AUGACUAAUUCAUAAAAUAAAUAGCUUAUUAAUGUUCUAGUUUAUUGUAAUUAUAUUUCUAAUCAUGCUCCACUUAAAGCAUUAAUAAAAUUGAUAUUAUAAUAAGCUGAUAACAUUUACUUUAAAUAAUCUUUUAAUAAUCUUUCUCUUGAAUUGUAUUAAAGAGCCAAAUAAUAUUAAAGAGAAGCCAUUCAUAAAAAUACAAUUCGUAGUACUAAUGAACAUUAAUCAUCUUUGAAUGUUCAAUCUGCUUAUAUGACUAGUCAUUCAUCAAAUAUAUUAUUUCCUAUAUUAAUAGAAACUAUUCAAAGUAAAAUUAACUUUUGGAGUAAAUUAAUUAAUGGAUAUUAAGAUAUUGAUCAUUAUUUACUUGAGUCACUCAAAACAACUCAAAAGAUGUUAUAAUGUAAAAAAGAAAUAGAACAGAGAUUUGAUAUGAUUAAUAAUAAAUUAAAAAGUUAACAAUAAUCAGAUAUAUUGACAUUAAGAAUUAUUUAAAUUUAUUAUUCAGGAAUAUAUUCUAAUGCAUUUUAAGCAUAUUAAAUAGAAAAAUCAAUUGAAGAACUUAUAAAAAAUGAAAGAUAUAAACAAGAUGAAACCUUAGAUAAUAUGUAAUUGAUACAAAGUAUUUAAAUAUUAUAUAUAAUUUAAUAGAUAGAUUAAUAAUUUUGAAAUCUAGUCUUGUAAGAAAGAGAGGAGAACUACUAAACUUAAAUGUUAGAUAAUUGGCUUUAUUCUUAAAUGAAAAUGAAGAUAGUCUUAAAAGUAUUAAACAUUGCAAUUAAUUAAUGCCAAAUUUCAUUUCAUCAAUUCAUGAAAAAUUAAUGGAUAAUUAUUUAUAAAGAGGAUAUUCAAAACUUAUGAUAAAUGGUGAAGCAACCUUUUGUUAAAAUAUUACAGGAUAUAUAGAAUAAUGUAGUUUGAAUUUAUUCAACUUUUUUGAUGAUAAAGAUGAUUUUAUUCUAAAUAUGAUUAUUACAAAAUAAUAAUCAAAUAAUGAAAUCAUUUUAUUUGGUAUUGAUGGUAAAAUAUUAGGAUUUACAAAAUAUUUUUAUGAAGAAGUAUUGUAAAAUAAUGUCAAAAUGAAUUUAUCACAUCAAACAACUAAAGAUUAGAAUGUAUUAAAAAUAACUGUUAAAGAAUUCUUAAACAAAAGUCCAUUAAUUUAAUUCUAUAUUCCUGGAAUAGCUAAUUAAGUUUAAGAGUUAAGACAAUAAAUAGUAUCAUCUUCUAAUUAUUUGAUGAAUAAUCUCAAAUCAUUUUGGAUUAUACCAAAUAAUCAUUUAGAAUGUUUAUAAAAUUCUUAAUUAAUAUUUUCUUAAUUCAAAAAAAGAAGUUAUGGAUCUUAAUAAAAUUUUAGAUCCUACAAAUCCUAAACAUAUUCAAAAUAUUCUUACAACACUAUAAACACAUAAUUUGAUAUGUAAUAUGAUGAUUCUGAAAUGCCAUCAGAAUUAAAAUCCAAUAUAUCCAUCAAUGGUAUUCCUAUUCUAAUAUUACAUCCUGAAGUGGAACAACAAAUAUCAAAACUAGUUGAAAUUACUGACUCCUUAUCUAAAAUACCAUAGACAGGAGUCUUUUAUAGUCUUUAAUUUAAGACAUUGAAUUUCAAAAGAGGAAAUUAUGGUUAUUUUAUGUUAACAAUUAAAGAUUUCAAAACUAUUGCAAAUUAAACAAUUAAUAAUUAAUAAACUUCUAGAACUUAACAAUCACUUUAUUAAACUCUAAUACCAUCGUAAGAAUUUUCUAUUAGCAAUACAAAAAGUCCUAAUUCAUUUUUUUAAGAUAUUAGAAGUGAAAAUCCUGAUGACUCUUAAUAUCAUGCUAUUUAAGAAAUAAAGUAAAUGAAUAACAAUUUAAAACUUAAUGAGAGUUCUGCUGUUGCUGAUAAUAGUUUUAAAUUUUAAUUAAAAUAAUCAGAUAGGUCAAAUCUAUUUGAUUCAAGUAGAUAACCAUUAUUUGCUAGACCUAAAAUUUUAGAAAUCGAUAUAAAUGAAGAAGUAGAACAAAUUGAAUUAGAUAUGCAAGUAUAUUAUAUAUAUCCAUAUAGGUAAUAAAAGAAAUAAAGUAAGAUUAAAUAGAAGAUGAAUAGGAUGAAGGCGAAAAAAAGGUUUAAUCUGUAAGUUAAAGCUAAAAAAAAAAAAGCUCAAAUAUUCUUUUGAAGUUUCAAACAAAAUAAAUAAAAAACAAAGAAAAUGAUUUUGCUUCUAAUCCUUCAAGAACAUCAACAAAUUCUACUUCAAAAGAAUCUUUAUUAAUUGUAUAAUAGCUUUAUCAUAAUACCUAACUUAUUACUCCCUUAAAAAAAAUUGCAGUUUUAUUGUUUAUAAUAUGUUCAGGUAUUCUUAUUAGUAAUAUUAUUAAUGUUUAAUUUAUUUCUGAAAAUCUAAUAUCUUAAACUAAUCAACUUGCAACACUAAGACAGCCUUAAAAUAUCAAUUAUUUUUAUACCUCUGAAAUAUUGCAGGAAUUGUACUUAAUAUUGAUAAAAAAUAAAUUAAUAACACUCAGUCCUUUUAUGUUCUAAAGAAAUCUAGAUACAUUACAAGGAAUGUAUGAUUAUGCUAGAACUACAUAAGUAAAUUUAGCAAUCAUUGUACCUAGAUUAUCAAUGGAGUAAAAUCUAUAGACGACUAUGCAAACAAAAUUUUAUUAAGAAAACUCCAUUGUUACAAUAGAGUAUCCUUUGGAAGAAUUUUAUUCAAUAUUAUACUAAAAUACAGAGACUUCUUACAGAAAAUUUAUAAAUAAUGGGAGUAUUGAUUUUCCAUAAUUAAUGCCUUAAGGUGUGGUUAGACUAAAUUUAUUAGAUAUGUUGGACUUUCAUAAUCAAUUAAUUGAAGUUAUAAUUGAAAAUACAAUUGAUAAGUAAACUUAAGUUAAGUCUUAUUUUUUAUCAGUUAUGUUUGGUGAAAUGUUUAGCAUAUUUUUAAUAAUAGGAAUACAAUUAAAAUAUUGGUUAUUUAUUGAUCAUAUUGUAAAGUCAAUAUUAUUUUUAAUUUCUAGACUAAAUGAAAAUUAAGCAUUGGAUUAAAUGAAUCGAUUAUCCUUAAUUAAGGAAUAAUUGGAUAAUUAAAUAAAUGGAAAUUGGAAACUUUUUAAUUUUGGUGAUAUAAUGUAUGGUUUUUCUGAAAAAAAAGCCAAAAAAGUAAUUUUGAAAUCAAGUGUUGAGACAGGUCAAAAUAAUAUCAAAGCAACAAGUGCUUUAUAUUCUCGAAUAUAAAGAACAUAUUAUUUAAAUAGAAUUAAUGCUUUCAUUACUUUUAUUAUUACAAUACUUCUUACUGUAUAUCUAAUGGCAGGAUUCUUAUUACAUAUGGCAAAAAAUGAUAAUUUUUAACCAUCCCUAACAGUCACAUUGAAAUUUGUGUAGGUAAGACAUAACAUGGAUUCUUUAACUCUAUUGGGUGGUAUAAUUAAAACAGAACCAAUUAUUCCAAAUCUUAAUCUUGAAUAUUUAAAUUAAACUAAAGCUUGUUAACUUUUAAUUUAAUAUAGAGAUAAUUUGUCACCUUUAAUUAAUGAAGUAGCUUAGGUAAUUUUAGAGAAUGCUAAUGCAAAUAAUGUAAAAAGCCGGUUUGAUACAAUACUUAAUUAUGAUUUAUGUCUUUCAUCAACAGUUGAUGCUAUGCCUAUUUGUGAUUUGUCAACAAUUAAAUUAUAAUAUGAUUAGUAAUUUUAUAAUAUAUUAUUGUAUAGAAAAGAUAAUUACAAAAGUAUAAUAAGUAAUGGAGCAUUAGGUUACACUGCAGGAUUAAUAAAAUUUAUAAAUUAAGAAUUUGAUUAUGAAAUUUAGAAUUUAAAAUAUAAUGUAAAUGAGACAAAUAAGGUAGUUAUUUAAUAAUAAUCCUUUUAAAAUUUUAUACUAUAGUACUUCACUGAUAUUUAGACAAUCAUGAGAUAAUUUUUGGUAUUAUUUUAAGAGGAUAAUCUUGCUAUAGCAGAAGGAAUUAUAAGUGUUGUUCAAGUGUAUUAUUAUGGUGUAGGAACAUGGUAUAAAUAAUAUAUUAAUUAGUUUAUUUUUAUUCUAUAUAAUUUUGAGUAUUAUUUGGGUUUACAAAUCAUAAAUGAAGAUUUAAUCUUUGAGAUAGGUGUUGGUUCUGAUACCACCUGAUCACAUUUUAACAACAAAUGUUAGAAGUCAAGCAAAAAGUAUACAUUAAAUGUUGUAUUGA
This is a messenger RNA of Paramecium pentaurelia, 4175 nucleotides long. Lineage: Eukaryota; Ciliophora; Oligohymenophorea; Peniculida; Parameciidae. The record is from the annotation of a GenBank genome assembly.